AUGGCUACUCCUCGGGGCUCAGCUACUUACAAAAAGAGAGAGGGCACUUUAUCUCUUUCUCAAGACCAUCAAUAUGUGUCCUGGACGCCUGUGGCACCUCCUGGUGCCUCGCCCGCUUUGACACUUACAGUAGCUACCAUCACGAACCUUCAGCAGACGCCAGCGACCAGCGAAAAGGUGGCUCUUCGAAUUUUUACGCAGCCACAAGGGGCAGCGGCGCAAGAGCAGCAUGUCUUUUCUUUCACCUCCCGCACGGCUGCCCGAGCAGAGGCAAAUGCUAUCAAGGACGCUCUCAGUGCUUCAAUUCAAACUGCAAAAUCCGGAUCGCAGACUCCAGCUGCUGCAGGUGGAGGUGGAGGUGGGCAGUCUGCGGCAAUGGCCAUCGCUAGUGCUAUUUCAUCAACAGCCCAAGGCACCCGUGCCAUAGAGAAUUGGUUCGAUGACUCGAGGCUAAAGAGUGAUGUCGAGCUUCAACAGUCGCUACUGAAGUCGGAUCCUGGCCUCCAAAAGACCUUCGUGGAAGCUUUGCGGACGAAGCCAGAAUCUAUCACGAAUUUCCAGUUUACGUCACAAUUCUGGUCGACUCGGUUACAUCUUCUUCGCGCUCAUGCGGUUGAACGCAAUCAAACAAGAGGCUCGCAAAACGUUCUAUCGACUAUAAAACCGAAGACUAUCGAUAAUGCUCUUCGGUUGAAUAUUACGAAGGGCCAAAUCCAACAGAUCUUCAACCAACAUCCACUCGUCAAGCGCGCCUAUGAUGAAAACGUUCCCAAGGUCAGCGAAGAAGCUUUUUGGUCGAGCUUCUUUCAGAGCAGGCUUUUCAAGAAGCUUAAAGGGGAGAAGAUUACUGAAAAUGACCCUACGGAUCCUGUUCUUGAUAGAUACCUCAGGGAAGACGAUCAAGCAUCACGGCUGCUUGGAGAAAUUCAUGUGCCGCAUAUCAUAGACAUAGAAGGAAACGAGGAGAACCAUAGUCAGAGAAGAGGAAAUCUUCCCGACUUGACCAUGCGCCCAAGCACUCACGAGAAGGUUCCGAUUUUGAGAGCUAUAAAUCAUCAAAGUGAGAUGCUUAUGCGUCAAGUCGCUAAAAUUGACGUCGACCCCUCACAACCAAUUGGCAUGGAUGAGGUAACUUUUAAUGAAUUGGCACUGCGUGACCUGCGAGGCGAUGCGGAGGAGAAUCGCAUUAUUCUGAAUAUCAAAGAUCAGAAGCGCUUCUUCUCGGAUGCAGAUGAAGAUCAGGUGUCUGCAGAUGCUUUACUCUACUCACGCCAGGAUCCGAGCGAAGUCUUAGGUGGACUUCGGAUGGACCUGGAUCCCGCUCUCAUGGAAAGUGAUUCAGGAGGUGGGCUGGACCUUGAAAAUGCACUUGGAGUUAAUGAUGAUUCCGAAAGUGAACCAGAACAUGAUGGAGAUAAGACCUCUCAUGUUGGCAGCAAAGCCAAUCUAAUGGCCGCUAGCUCUCAGAUAUUCGACGCAAUUAAGCAACGUCGUUCUCAGACAGACGAUUUUUCUUCCACUGCACUGGGGUUUUCUACAGUCCAGGCGUCUGCGGCUGGUCUCUCUCCGACACUAUUCGAUCGAUUGUCGCUGACUCAUGCUACCACAACUGAAUUCUUGCAUUACUUCUGGCUUGUAUUUCUUUCAGGCGAUGCUGAUCGCGCUGGAGAAGUGGGUCAGAUGGUAGAGUCACUGAAGCGAGCAAUAGAGAGAGUCAAAGCCGUCGCUAAUGACGCUGAAAAGGAAAGAAAUAUAGAAGUCGAAACCCUACAGAAACAGGUAAGGGAAAGAGAAAAGCGGACUGGCAGGAGAAUAAAGGCCAAUUUCGAUUCCAUUGGAGGAGGCGCAAAAGUAGUCAACGAGAUGCUGGGGCCCACGGUACGAGCAGUCGACGUUGCCUUAGCCGAGUACAGCAGGGCUUUGGCCGCGGAAGGACUUGAAAUGGCACGAUAA
Xylona heveae TC161 is the source of this 1953-nucleotide messenger RNA. RefSeq names its product RNA polymerase II transcription factor. Gene Ontology annotation, cellular component: transcription factor TFIIH holo complex; transcription factor TFIIH core complex. The coding region runs from base 1 to 1953 and encodes 650 amino acids. NCBI's taxonomy places the organism in Eukaryota, Fungi, Ascomycota, Xylonomycetes, Xylonales, Xylonaceae. The record is from RefSeq and is a predicted model, not a curated record. The transcript is spliced from 2 exons. Gene Ontology annotation, biological process: transcription by RNA polymerase II; nucleotide-excision repair; transcription by RNA polymerase I.